UUUUAUUUCGAGUUCGUACCCUGCGUAUUGAUGCACAGUUCUUUCCGAAGUACAAAGUGUCCUCCCUGAAAGUGUUCCAUGAAAACUGUAGCUAAGCACGUGUUAAGGACCUGCUUCACAUUUUUCUCCAGAAAAACAGCAAAUGUUCCUGUAGAAGUCCAUCAAUCCAACUCUGAAACAGCAGCACAGAUGGACAAUAUCCAGCAUUUGUCCAGCCCACCCAGUGCAAAUUCGGCUGGAAAUGCAGGCCACCGCCUGGAAGCGGUAAUGAAGAGAGACGACAAUCGUGCUGGAUGGUUUCUGUCUUCCGUAAUUUGCAUCAACAUCCUAAUCUUGGGCUGUGCUUUGGUUAGCGGCAGUGCCUUCAACAGUGUGGCCAUCACUGCCGUGCACUGGCAAAUAUUUGUCAUAAUCCUCCUCCUCCUCACAAUGUUAUGGAUGUUUGAGUAUAUAGCUUUUACCUCACGGAGGGAUGUGGUUUCAUUCAAAGACAGCCAUGCUGGACCUGUGUGGCUCCGAGUUGGACUUCUGGUGUUCGGCCUGCUCAGUCUCCUCAUGGAUAUCUUUAAGAUUGGCAAUUUUGUGGGAUAUCUUCACUGCGAUUCAGCUGUGAAAGUGGCCCUGCCUGUCAUACAGGCGGUAUUUCUUUUUGUUCAGGUAGCUGCAAUUUAAUCGAAUUUGAAGAAUGUGAUAAUUUUUUUGCUACAUGGGCAAAAUUUGGGGAAACAUCUGUUUUAGACAUACUUCCUGUGGAUCCAUGCAAAAGACUGUGUGCAGCAACACACAAUCUUUUCCAGGUAAACCCAUGUGUUUAUCAUCUAAAGUCCAUCCCAGAUGCCUUCAGUCACUCUCUCGUUUGACGUCACUCUUCAGGUGCGGGCUGACGCUCACACUUUCUACCAACCUGGUGGUGUGGAUGGCAGCAGUGACUGAAGAGUCUGUUCAUCACACUGAGAUUCCUCAUCUGGCUGUCAAUGUCUCGCACAAGACACACAGAGCCAGCCAUGGAGACGUGAAGUGUGAAUGCAGUCAUACGCUCUGUGACACCUUCCAAGAGGCUUUCUUCUACCUGUACCCCUUCAACAUAGAGUACAGCCUCUUUGCCUCUGCUAUGACCUAUGUCAUGUGGAAAAAUGUGGGCCGCAUCGUGGAGAGUCACGGCCACCACAAAGCUAAGUUCCGUCUGAAGGACGCUCUUGUUGGAUCCGUUUCUGGAUCACUCCUGGUGAUCGCUGGACUGACGACCUUUAUAUUGUACGAGUUGGACAUAGUAACAGAAGACAAGCAGAAGAGAGAGAAGGUUCUGCUGAUGCAUUUCGUCAUGAAUAUAGUGAUCGUGAGCCUGAUGUCUGUCUGCACCGUGAUUGGCUGCGUUGUUUAUAGGCUGGACCACAGGCAGCACAUAUCGGAGAAGAACCCCAGUCACAGUCUGGAUGUGGGGCUGCUGGUCGGAGCCUCGAUGGGGCAGCUCAUCAUCAGCUACUUCACUAUCGUUGCUGUGGUGGCAACGGGAGCCAAGGGCUACAUGAACGCGCUCAACCUCACGUUGGCUGUCGUAGUGGUGCUGCAGCUGGGGCUGCAGAACUACUUCAUCAUUGAAGGCCUCCAUCGGGAGCCUUUCCACGCGAUACAGGAAGCAGCAUUGCGGACGAACGGCCAGGCCUUCCAAGAACACCCUGAAGUCAACACUGCAGUUGGCCUGAAUUCAUGUUCCAAUAAGCUAAACUGGAAGAGAAAAGUUCUGAAGGAAGUCUGUGCUUUUCUGCUGUUUUCUAAUGUUAUUCUGUGGAUCAUGCCGGCCUUCGGGGCUCGUCCUCAGUUUGACCACCACGUGGAGACGCACUUCUACAAACACACAAUGUGGACCUCCAUUGUGAACAUCGGACUUCCUUUUGGAAUCUUUUAUCGAAUGCACUGCAUCGCCAGUCUCUUUGAGGUGUACUUGAUGUCUUAGCUGGACCAAGUAAUGGGUCUUACUUUCACUUUUGGAGAAUUUUUUCAUUUCAAAUUUUUUAAACUUUUUAA
This is a messenger RNA of Salarias fasciatus (jewelled blenny), 2025 nucleotides long. Its product is annotated as proton channel OTOP2-like. The record is from RefSeq and is a predicted model, not a curated record. Gene Ontology annotation, biological process: proton transmembrane transport. The transcript is spliced from 5 exons. Gene Ontology annotation, cellular component: membrane. Gene Ontology annotation, molecular function: proton channel activity. Lineage: Eukaryota; Metazoa; Chordata; Actinopteri; Blenniiformes; Blenniidae. The coding region runs from base 707 to 1954 and encodes 415 amino acids.